Molecule: messenger RNA, 2496 nt
Organism: Gekko japonicus
Lineage: Eukaryota; Metazoa; Chordata; Lepidosauria; Squamata; Gekkonidae
Gene: NUB1
Product: negative regulator of ubiquitin-like proteins 1
Exons: 15
Coding region: 176-2062 (628 amino acids)
Biological process (GO): regulation of ubiquitin-dependent protein catabolic process
Molecular function (GO): protein binding
Source: RefSeq, a predicted model, not a curated record
UUUACUUUCGUUUCUGAGGGCCUUUCCCGAAAAGACCCGGCAGCCCCUUCGCCGCCGCCCCCCCCUCCUUCAUUCCUCCCCCCACCGGCCUGGAGCGCGGCCGAGCCAAACGGUCCCCCGCGCGCGCCGUCUCCCGCCCUGCCCCUGGCGCCUCCGGAGGGGGGCACCGCGCAGGAUGGCACAGAAGAAGUAUUUUGCCGCAAAGCUGAAAAACUACUUAAGGGAAGACAAGAUUCAGCUCUGGAAACCUCCCUAUACAGACAGCAAUAAAGAGGCUGGUGCGGAGCUGAAGGAUCUGGCACGGCAGUAUUCGGCGAGGCUAAAGUAUAACACCAAUGAAAUAGAGGCCCUCCUGGAAGAAAUACGUUGUAAAACGAUUGAGCGGGGAACCGGAAAUGAAGCUUAUAAGGCAACAGGCGUUGCAACGCUUGAAGUGGCCUUACCUCCCAGGAUGGGUAAAGCAAGAAAGGGUGUGCUGGAAACAAAACUGAUCAUCACCGGAAAGGAACUCCGAUCUCAAAUGGCACAGGCAUACGGCUUUGAAGAAAACUGCAUCAAAAUAAUUAUAAAUAAGAAGCAACUUGAGCUAGGGAAGACGUUGGAAGAGCAAGGAGUAACGCACAACGUCAAGGUCAUGGUGCUGGAGCUGAAGCUGAGCGAGGAGGAGACCAGGCGAAAAGUUCGGGAGGAGGAAAUGCAGCACGAGGAAGAGACGGUGAAGAAAAAAGAAAUGCACAGGAAGAUGCAAAGAACCAAGAAGGGCCUAGAAAUACUGGCAAAAAGAGACGACUCUUUGGAUUCAGAUACGCUGCCUUAUCUAGAUAUAGCAAACCAGACUGGGAGAAAAAUCAGUAUUCCUCAACAAGCCAAAAAAGCUCUCUUGUUAGCCAUGGGGUACCACGAGAAAGGCAGAGCUUUGUUGAAGAUCAAAGAAUAUGCCAUGGCCCUGCCGUUUCUAUUGGAUGCAGAUAAACACUUCUGCGAAUGUGGUUCCGACCUCUUGACCACCGUUGAUAAUUACGCAGUGUUGCAGCUGGACAUCGUCUGGUGCUACUUCCGCUUGGGACAGUUGGAUUGCCUUGAAGAUGCCGAGAAAAAGCUCCUGGCUGCCCACGAUUGCUUCCGGAAGUGUUACGGGGAGAACCACGAAAGGCUGGUCACGAUAAAAGGUAGUUUUGGGAGAGAGAAGGCGUUGUUUCUAAGGCUUUACCUGCUUCAAGGAAUAAGCCAUUAUCAUAACGGCAGAGAAGACGAGGCUGCUGAAUAUCUGCAGAAGGCCCACAGUUUGUUUCAGGAGUUGGGCAUAGAUCCGGAGAAAGUCAACAGCCUGCUUCUCCUGGGAUUCUCCGCCCAGGAAGCCCGCCUGGGUCUCCGUGCUUGUGAUGGGAACGUGGACCGUGCGGCCAGUCUCAUUUCCAACCAGAGAGAGGAGAAGGAGCAAAUACGGCGAGAAGAACGAGCGAAACGGCGAAAGCGACUGGAGGGCAUCAACGCCUUGAAAAGUAUGGGCUAUUCAGAGCGAGCGGCCAGAGAAGCUCUUCACCAGGCGAAAGGCAACCUUGAGCUAGCAGUGAAGGUCAUGCUCGAUAACCCCCAGCUGCUCCUCCCGGAGGACGACAGCCCACUGCUGGGGAACCCCUUCCAAGUUCCUCAGGAAAGCAUCAACCAACUGGUCUAUAUGGGAUUUGACGCCAAGGCGGCCGAGCAGGCCUUGCAGGUGUUCAAAGGCAACAUCCAGCUGGCUGUCCAGACGCUGGCUCACUACGGAGGCUCCCUCCCUGAGGACCUGCAGGCCCCUUCCGAGAGCACCUCCCCUUCCGGUGAAUCCAGUUCUUCCCAGGAAUCCUCCACGGGUUCUGCAGGGACUUCUGGGGCUUCAGCUGAUGAAGACAUGGAGUCAAGUCAAGUCAUGGAAGACAUGGAAGCGGAUGCUCUCAACGAAGUCUUAAAGGACAUUCCAGAACACGAAGAAGAUUAUUUGGAUCUAACUCUGGAGGAGGAAGAAACUGUCAUCAGCGAGUACCUCUCUUACAUACAGCACUUGCCAACUGAGCCCAAGUAGCCAAAGCUCUUAGACUCCAGUUGUCGGUUACAUCGAACUCCGUAUUUGGGGCUCCAGCCCACAGAAAAUGAGAUGCGUUCAAGUCUCACCGAAAUCCAUGGGGCACCUCGGUCAUUCCUACCCUGAGAAGUCUCGUGGAUUUCAGAGAGACUUUGGCACCGCUCAUUUUGUCUGGGCUGGUGCCUUGGGUUGUAGAUACAACCCUCAGCCACGCUUUUGCCAAAUGCCUUAAGUUCAAGACGUUGCAUAAAUGCUGGUGUAUGUAAAACCUGUACUAUUUGAUUGCCACGUAGAACAACACUGGAGAGCAAAACCAGUUAUAGAAGAAGAAAUACUUACAGAAGAAAUAUUUUAUAGAGAGAUUCACUAUAUAUGUAUAUAUAUUGGUGUAAAAUCGAAUCUAUUUAAUUGGUAGAGCAAAUAAAACCCUUUAC